AUGCAAAGCAGCAAUGCGCUCGGGCUGCUCAAGAAACUGAUUAGCGUUGAGGUCUUUCUCUGGCCACAGUCUACCAAAAAUACCCUUGCACGUUUGCUCCCUACGAACGGCGAUGAGUGCUAUCAUCCAAUACCCGGAAGAUCCAUUGAUCACUUGCCACAAGUGAACACUGGGCAGGGUGUCUCUUACACUCAGCAGCAGGACGAUUAUGGAACAUUAAAAGCGUCUUAUGUCAACGCGCAGUUGGCCAAAAACCUGGCAUCCGAGCAAAUUCCGCGGGAAGUAUCAGUAAACACCCUAGGGGUGGACCGAUGGGAUCCUUUCAAGCUUCAAAGACACCAUCUGAAAAAGGCCAUACUAAGCAGUGACAAGCUUCAUAAUAUCCAGAAACUGAUCAGCAUGUUUAUCCUGAAGUUACCUACAGCGGUUGAGUGGGAAAAAUUCGCCUACGCCAAUGAGCUGAUGUCGGAGAAUAUUCGGGAAUUGCUUCUUGAGGCGUUAUGUUCCGAUGUCGCCACUGUUCCUAGUCCCGUCGAAUCGACACUCGCCGAGUUUGGGCGUGCAGCCGUUUUGGGCGUCCGGCUAACUGUUUCACCGUUAAAAGCAGCAAACCCCAGGUUACACUUCAUGCACAGGUAUCAAACGUGGCACAGUAACAGUGGAAUUGGCUCUACAUUCAGUGCUUUUUCAAUGGAUGAGGUUCGACAGGGUUCCUCGACUGAACGGGCAGCGCUCGAUUCUAUGCCAGAGCCCUAUAUAGACUGGCCAAGGUUUUUUGAGGCUCUUGGAAAUGAACUGGAGCGUUCAGAAUGGGCCGAUUAUUUGAAUGAACAUGGACUAAAACUGUAUGACCAAUACCUGGAGGACGACAUCUUAUCUGAACUUGAAGAAGGUGUUACAUUUAUACGGGGUGCUAUUCAUCUGACACCAGAGGAUGACCCAGACCACCCAAAGUACCUGAAUAACCUUGGAAAUCUGCUUGGCGACAGGUAUAUCAGGACAGGCUCAGUGGCUGAUCUUGAAGAAGCUAUCGACGUUGGACAGAAAGCCAUCAAUGCAAUUCCAAAGGACCAUCCCAACCGGCCAAGGUACUUGAACAACCUGGGAAACCAACUCAAUGACAGAUACCUAAUAACGGGCGUGCUUGCCGAUCUGGACGAAGCUAUUCAAGUCGGAUGGGAAGCUAUUCGUCUAACACCGGAAGAUCAUCCACAUCGACCGGCGCUCUUCAAUAAUCUUGGUAAUCGACUCGGUGACAAGUAUCUCAGAACAAAUACGCUGGAUGAUCUCAAUGAAGCUAUUCAUGUUAAACAGGAAGCCCUCAAAGCGACGCCAGAGGGCCAUCCAGACCGGGCAGGUCGUUUGAAUAACCUUGCAAUCGAACUGAGUGCCCGGUAUCUAAGAACAUUCGACGCGGUUGAUAUAGAGAAUGCCAUCGAAGCUGGACGGGAAGCUGUUAAAAUAACCCGAGCUGGCCAUGCAGACCUGCCAAUGUAUCUUCAUAGUCUCGGCAAUUCUCUCGACUACAGCGGCUCGAAUCUUGAAGAGGCUGUUCGAGUUGGCCGGGAAGCCGUCAAAGUGACGCCAGAGGAUCAUCCAGACAGGCCAAUGGCUUUGAACAGUCUAGGAAAGCGACUUGUCGCCGGUAGAGCAGUCAUACGACUUUGCGCAAUCCGAAAGGAAUGGCAGCGAGCUCUCACGGCGGUGGAGAUUGCCAUUGACCUUGUCCCUAAGCUAACAUUACGAUCACUGGAGAUUUCUGAUAAGCAACAUAUGCUUGGUCAGGUGGUCGGCUUCGCUUCUGACGCAGCAGCAGUGGCACUGAAUGUAGAGAAGGGUCCUGCAGUUGCUCUAGGCUAUCUUGAGCAGGGCCGGGCUCUGCUUGCAACGUCCCUUGAGGAGAUGCGGACUGAUAUCCUAGAUUUACAGGAGCAAUACCCUCUGCUUGCAGAGAAAUUUGUUUCCCUCCGAGACAAGCUAGAGCUACCUAUCGACAACAACAAUUUCCCAGCAGAGGAAGAUAGCCAAUCCUUUGACCAGGCCCACGCGAAUGCACGUCACAAAGCAGCCAGCGACCUUGACAAACUGAUUGAUGAGAUCCACACACGACCCGGGUUCAAUGACUUUCUGCUCCCGCCAAACACAGUGGAGAUGCAAGCUGCUGCAAAAAGGGGUCCUAUCAUUCUGAUCAAUACCAGUGAUUACCGCUGCGACGCGAUCAUUGUAGAGGAGCACCAGAUAAGAUCCCUAAAUCUACCUGGCCUCAACAAUCACGAUAUCAAGAAGAGGGCAGAAAAGGGAGAUCUAGCCAGUCCCAACACCCUUGAGUGGCUCUGGGAUGCGAUUGCAAGCCCAGUCCUUCAAACCUUGGGCUUCUCUCAGUGCCCUCGUGCCGACAGUUGGCCGCACAUAUGGUGGAUCCCUACCGGUCUACUGACCAAAUUCGCUCUACAUGCGGCGGGUCGGUAUACGAAUGAACCCUUUGAAUCAGUGCUAGAUAGCGUCAUGUCAUCCUAUAGUUCAUCUGUGAAAGCGAUCAUACACGGCCGCCGGCAUCCUAGUGUGCGACCUACCUCAGCCCAGGCGCUUCUUGUUGCCAUGGACUACACCCCCGGUAGUCCGCCGCUUCCUUUUGCAACGGAAGAGGUGGCAAUGCUACAUAGCCUGUGCACGUCAAUGGGUUUGACUACGAUAGAACCAGGGCGACGCAAAGCCGAUGUUGAGGCACAUUUACCUCAGUGCAAGAUCUUCCAUUUUGCCGGUCAUGGCUAUACUGACAAUUCAGACCCAUCCAAAAGCUAUUUACUUCUGGAGGAUGCCCAUCCAUUGAGUGUCGCGAAUCUUCUUCAGAUAAACAUCCGGGAACAUUUACCGUUUCUCGCCUACCUCUCGGCAUGCGGGACUGGUCAGAUCAGGGAUGAAAGAUUCCUCGAUGAGAGCAUUCAUCUGAUCAGCGGGUUUCAGCUUGCAGGGUUUCGCCACGUUAUCGGUACUUUGUGGGAGGUCAAUGACGAAAUUUGUGUGGAAAUUGCGAGAAACACAUAUGAAGGGAUUCGAGAUGGAGAUAUGACAGACGACUCUGUGUGUCGAGGGCUGCACAAGGCUAUCAGAGGGCUUAGAGAUCGUUGGUUGAACAAACCAUCGGAAGUCAGCCGUGGGAGAAGUACACGUAUGAAAGCCGACGUGUCCUCGACGGCUGACGAGAUGGGAGUAAAGAGUGCAACCAAUGCCGUUGGGAGUGGGAAUAGAUUGAAAAGAGACGUUGUCCCAUAUGACAACGACGGUGAGGAUGAUCGAGGGUUUGGAGAAGCACUUUGGGUUCCAUAUGUCCAUUUUGGAGUGUGA
This is a messenger RNA of Aspergillus nidulans FGSC A4, 3345 nucleotides long. Its product is annotated as CHAT domain-containing protein. The record is from RefSeq and is a predicted model, not a curated record. The coding region runs from base 1 to 3345 and encodes 1114 amino acids. The transcript has 5 exons. Lineage: Eukaryota; Fungi; Ascomycota; Eurotiomycetes; Eurotiales; Aspergillaceae.